AUGUCUCACAGCUGCUUUCCGCACAUCGUCAAUCUGGCUUGCAAAGCAGUACUAAAGGCUAUUACAAACAUUGACUUCGCAAAGGAAGAUGCAGAAGACUAUGUACCCAAUGCCAUCAAGCGGGAUCCUAUUGCUACUAUUCGAGCUUCUUCUAUUCGACGGCAAUACUUCUCGGCCAUCCUCAAGGCUUUGGAGAAGAAGGACCUUCAGUUACUUCGAGACAUUGAUAUUCGAUGGUCAUCAACACUGUUGAUGGUUGAGCGAGCAAUUACCUUACAAGAAGCUAUCAGGAAGUUCCUGUCAAGCAAUGAAUUUCCAGAACUUCGCAAGUACAACCUUAGUGACUCCGAGUGGGAUGCACUUGAGGUCUUUCAAAAGAUACUCGUGGUCCCUCAUGCUUUUCAACAGCGGCUCUCUGCUGAGAAGACCCCAACACUAUCUUACGCUAUCCCAUCCUUCAAGGCCAUGUCAUCGGCAUGGGAAAAACAGGCUGAAGAUUGUGCUGACCUCAGUUCAAUCAUCGAGCCUGGUCUCAACAAGCUUGCUGUGUACACGGCUCGUACUGAUUCUGUUCCUGCAUACAUCCUUGCUAUGGCAAUCAAUCCUGCAAUCAAGCUCGACUGGUUCAGUCACCAUGCACCGGAGAAAGUGCAGUUGAUGAAGGACCUCUUCAUCAACGAGGUUUGUCUUAUUGUUGACUUGUUACUAUAG
This is a messenger RNA of Suillus paluster, 711 nucleotides long. RefSeq names its product ribonuclease H-like domain-containing protein. The coding region runs from base 1 to 711 and encodes 236 amino acids. The transcript has 6 exons. Lineage: Eukaryota; Fungi; Basidiomycota; Agaricomycetes; Boletales; Suillaceae. The record is from RefSeq and is a predicted model, not a curated record.